Messenger RNA from Acaulospora colombiana, 1410 nucleotides. The record is from the annotation of a GenBank genome assembly. NCBI's taxonomy places the organism in Eukaryota, Fungi, Glomeromycota, Glomeromycetes, Diversisporales, Acaulosporaceae.
GAUUCGCUCCAACACGGUUUUGUGCUGGAUUCAUCACUUGCUGACCUGGCAUGGGGGUCUGGGAAUUCAAGCCAGGAUUUUGCCCGCCAGGGAUGUUCCAAGGCACUUGAGGUCCGGCUCCAUUAUCACCACGCACAAAGCCAUGCCAGCACACCUCAUCAGGCGUCCAUGCCAACACCCGCCGCGAGUGUACCUACUCCUACACCUUCUGCUAGUACCCCAGCACAAACAAGUAUGGUACCACCGCAGCGCCCUCGAAGAUUUGGAAUCUCCGAGCCUUCGAGUGAAAUUAAACCCGCCAAUCUCGCUACACCACCAGCCUCCACCUCUGCAGCCGCCCACACCUCACCCGCAACACCAGCCAGUCCUCCCAAGGGUAAACCCGUUCGCAAGAUGCCCAAGCCCCGAAAGCCGUCAAAAGCUGGUGAUACUCCUACUCCUGUUCCAGAACCCGUGACGACUCCUACGCCUGUUGCAACGACUAGUCACAAACGCCCAUUAGACGAAGCUGAAACACCAGCAUCGCAAUCUGAAGCGCCCCAACUGAAGCGACCAAAGACUGAACCGGUCAACCCCCCGGUCCCUAUCAAAGUGCCUACACCACCUUCGGUGCUUAGUGCCCCUGUUGAUCGCUCUACAAUCAAAACAGAAGAGGAUGCCAACGCACUACUGGCAGAGUCGUUCAAGAAGGUUGAAGAAAGUGAUGCAGGACUGUCUUCGCAAACCCAAUUCAUCGACUGGAUCACUCAGCUAGUGUCCAACCCGGCUUCAACAUCCUCCGCACCAACACUAAUGACCACAGAAACCCAAAUUUCUGUAACAAACGAUGGGGAUGGCCUGUUUGAUGGCGGUGGUAUCGACUUUUUCAACUGGAACGACUACUAUUCAGAAUCAGAUCCACCUAGCAUGCCAGAAUUAGAAAAUCCGACGACUGUAAGCCCAGAAUCGCAUAACGGAGCAACGACAACGCCGCCGUCGCAAAGCACUGCGGCACGACCUGGAACUGGGAAUGGUCGUGUGAACGCUGCUGCAGUCGUCCCCCUCACCGCUUCUACUUCGACACGAGACGUCAAGAACCGAUGGAGGAACCCUUCGCCAUUGCCCAAUAGAUGGUGGCAAUCUUAUUACACCCCUCCUCAUCCCGUCGAACCGUUGACCGCUCUCUGUCUCGUUAAACAGUCUCUGAUCAAUUAUCUCAAUCUCCUUGUUGUUUUAAUGUGGUCCUCGGUUACUCUGUCUCACUGUCGUGCCUACUUUUUCUCUUCAUCUAGUGUCCCCCUCCUCAUACCACUCGCCAUUCAGACUUUUAGAUUUACUAUAUCACCCAGAGAAGCUAAUCAGUUUUUGGACUACAUGAUAUUGAUGGAAGAGUCAUGCAGUGAUGCAGAUCUAGGGUACAGCAGGGGAUAG